Ogataea parapolymorpha DL-1 is the source of this 1371-nucleotide messenger RNA. RefSeq names its product ferredoxin-NADP+ reductase. Gene Ontology annotation, cellular component: mitochondrion. The transcript has a single exon. The record is from RefSeq and is a predicted model, not a curated record. Gene Ontology annotation, biological process: ubiquinone biosynthetic process. Bases 1 to 1371 code for a protein of 456 amino acids. Lineage: Eukaryota; Fungi; Ascomycota; Pichiomycetes; Pichiales; Pichiaceae.
AUGAGGUUACCCCGGCCUCAGCUGAUCAGGUUCUUUUCGACACCUAGAGUUGCCGUGAUAGGAUCCGGCCCUGCAGCAUUCUACACGUCACUCGACAUCCUCAAAUACGACAUCCCUGUGCAGAUCGACAUGUUUGAAAAAAGGCCGUGCCCGUUUGGACUGGUCCGGUUUGGAGUUGCCCCCGACCACCCGGAGGUGAAGAGCUGCCAGGAACGGUUCCACGAUGCCAGCAAGGACCCACGGUUUCAGUUUUUCGGAAACGUGGAAAUUGGCCGCGAUAUUAAGCUGAAGGAGAUCUACGACAACUAUGACAGCGUUGUCUAUGCAUAUGGGUCUAGCAAGGAGAACAGGCUCGGCAUCGCGGGAGAGGACCACCCUGCAGUGAUCAACUCGAAAGAUUUUGUGGGAUGGUACAAUGGAGACCCGAGAAAUCAGGAUCUAAAUCCGCCGCUAGAUAAGGCCGAGCAGGUCACUAUCAUAGGAAACGGAAACGUGGCCAUGGAUAUAGUGAGGAUUCUUCUCGCACCUUCCAAGCAUUGGGAAAACACCGAUAUAACUCCAUAUGCACUUGACAUGCUGCAGAAAUCCAUCGUGAGAAAGGUCACGGUGAGCGCGCGGCGUGGAUUUCUGGAAAGCAAGUUUUCCAACAAGGAAUUUAGAGAGUGCCUGGAUCUAAACAAGUACGGUGUGGCUUUCACUGGGUGGGAUGCCGAAACUUUUGAGCCGCUUCUGGCAGGAAUGAAAUUGGGACGGGUCGAAAAAAGAAGGCUACAAUUGGUCCAGAAAUAUUGUCAACCUGCUGCAGGGGGCAAGUCGUGGAGGCUUGACUAUCUGCAGACGCCCCUGGGGAUCAAAGUUGACCCGAAAGAACCUUCUCUGUUGAAGGAGACCAUAUUCCGGAAAAACCGAGUCUUGCCAUCAGGGGAGAUUGUGCCCGCCGAAGAGCUCAAUUCGGUGUCGAACCAGCUACUAAUUCUGUGCAUAGGCUACAAGGGCGAAGCAUUGGCUGAGUUUGGCGAGCUGAAUAUCCCCUUCGACGCCAACCGUGGAGCAAUCCCCAACAAGGAAGGCCGCAUCGAAGGUGUGGAGCGAUCGUAUUGCGUGGGGUGGAUUGCCAACGCAUCCCGCGGAUCAAUCAAUUCUACAGUCGCAGAUAGCAGUGUGGUUGCUAGCCACAUAGUGGCCGACUUGAGCAAAGUUCAGGACACGGCUAAAAAAGGCAGAGAAGCCAUAACCAAGCUGCUUGCGCAAAGAAACGUGAAAGCGAUCAGCUGGGAUGACUGGGUCAGGAUCGAGCAGUAUGAGCGGUCGCAAGGCCGCAAGCUCAUAGAUUUCCACUCAAUGCUGAGUGUAUGUAACGAUGGCUCAUGA